UACAAACAGAGAGGUCAGUUUUUUGUUUUUCUUUCCACGCCCCUACACGCAUAUCCACACACACGCACACGCACAAGCGCGGGGUAUGCACGGAAAACCCUAAAUUUCCAUAUGCAAGGGGGAGUCAAGGGUCGAUCGGAGUAGCGUACACUUGGUAGCACACAGUCCGAGAGGGCUAAGCGACCCAGCAGGGAAGUUACGCGGCAGCCUGCAAGAUCUCUCGGAUAUAGCACCUAUUUACCGUCCGCCCUUGUUCAGGACGGACCAUGGACCCUAAGCCAGAACACCUUGUCGUCGGAGACGGAGUGAGCGGACGACACGGCCGAGAAGCCAGUCGAGGAGGAAAUAUCGAGAGACACCGAGGAAGAGGAAUUCGAGUCGAGGGUCAGCAAACGAGAGCGGGGGAAGCGGAUAAAAGCGGACGACGAAAUCGAGGGCAGCGCAGACAAGCACAUAGAGGAACGGCUAAGACGAGGAUGAUCGAGAUAGCAGGGGGAGGUGAAAAUGAGUCUCCGGGGAGCAGGCACAAGAGGCACAGCGAGGAUUUUAAAAACCGGGUGAUGAUCCCUUUUUUAAGAAGAGAGGGAGAAGGAGAAGAAGAAGAAAGUGAGAGCUGACUUGGAUUUGCUUGGACAAACGGGAAAAGAAAGCUGCCCGCCCGCCUCGGCGCUGAGU
Molecule: messenger RNA, 675 nt
Organism: Aspergillus vadensis CBS 113365
Lineage: Eukaryota; Fungi; Ascomycota; Eurotiomycetes; Eurotiales; Aspergillaceae
Exons: 1
Coding region: 267-617 (116 amino acids)
Source: RefSeq, a predicted model, not a curated record